Molecule: messenger RNA, 1161 nt
Organism: Chelmon rostratus (copperband butterflyfish)
Lineage: Eukaryota; Metazoa; Chordata; Actinopteri; Chaetodontiformes; Chaetodontidae
Gene: drd4b
Product: dopamine receptor D4b
Exons: 4
Coding region: 1-1161 (386 amino acids)
Biological process (GO): adenylate cyclase-inhibiting dopamine receptor signaling pathway; adenylate cyclase-activating adrenergic receptor signaling pathway
Cellular component (GO): plasma membrane
Molecular function (GO): dopamine neurotransmitter receptor activity, coupled via Gi/Go; G protein-coupled receptor activity
Source: RefSeq, a predicted model, not a curated record
AUGUCGGACAUCUCCACUGACUUCGACAACGACACGCUGCCGGCGGCUGCGGUCGCAGACUACAACUUCCCGGCGCUGAUAUUCGGGAUUUUGCUGAUUGUGAUCAUCACAGGUGGAAACGUGCUCGUGUGCCUCAGCGUGUAUUUGGAGAAAGCUUUAAAAACGACAACUAACUACUUCAUAGUCAGUUUGGCGUUUGCAGAUUUGCUGCUGGCGGUGCUGGUUCUGCCGCUCUUCGUUUACGCAGAGUUUCAGGGUGGAGUUUGGUCCCUGAAUAUGCUGAUGUGCGACGGCCUGAUGACCAUGGAUGUGAUGCUGUGCACUGCAUCCAUAUUCAACCUCUGUGCCAUCAGCGUGGACAGGUUCAUCGCAGUGUCCAUUCCCCUAAAUUACAACCGUAAACACGUGGACCAUCGUCAGCUCGUCCUGCUGUCGGCCACCUGGCUGCUGGCCCUGGCCGUGGCCUCGCCCGUCAUCUUUGGCAUCAACAACGUGCCAAACCGCGACCCCAGCGAGUGCAAACUGGAGGACAACAACUAUGUGGUUUAUUCCUCCGUCUGCUCCUUUUUCAUCCCCUGUCCCAUCAUGGUCCUGCUCUACUUCGGAGUUUUCCGCGGGCUGCAGCGCUGGGAGGAGGCUCGUAAGGUCAAACUGCGCAGCAGCAUCGAGGCCUGCAGGAAGCUGCAGCACGCGGCCGUCGCCACCGCCCUCCCCCCGCUGACGGGCACCAUCCCCGGGCCUCUGCCCAUGCCUCUGCCCAGGAUCAUCGAGAGGGACUUGGCCCAGUCUCGGCUGGACGACACCGACGACUACAUGCAGCAGGAGAUUCCUUAUCCCCGGCAGUACAGAGAGAACUCGGUGCCCACAGUGACGUUCAGCCAGCAGCUGCACAGGAAGAAGAGAGCCAAGAUCAACAACAGGGAGAGGAAAGCUAUGAAGGUGCUACCUGUCGUAGUAGGUUGCUUCCUGUUCUGCUGGACUCCGUUCUUCGUGGUCCACACGACGCGAGCCGUGUGCUUCACGUGCGACAUCCCUCCCGGUCUGAUGAGCACCGUCACCUGGCUGGGCUACGUCAACAGCGCCCUCAACCCCAUCAUCUACACCAUCUUCAACACAGAGUUCAAGAAAUUCUUCAAGAAAUGUUUCCGCAGCUGCUGCUGA